Messenger RNA from Cornus florida, 4757 nucleotides. Its product is annotated as probable leucine-rich repeat receptor-like protein kinase At2g33170. The record is from RefSeq and is a predicted model, not a curated record. Gene Ontology annotation, cellular component: plasma membrane. Gene Ontology annotation, biological process: protein phosphorylation. The transcript is spliced from 2 exons. Lineage: Eukaryota; Viridiplantae; Streptophyta; Magnoliopsida; Cornales; Cornaceae. Gene Ontology annotation, molecular function: protein kinase activity; protein binding; ATP binding. Bases 1336 to 4656 code for a protein of 1106 amino acids.
AAGUGUGAACACAGAACAACACAAAAUCAUACUGAGAGUCCCUUCUUGGCAAAAAUCGUGAGAAUAACCUUCACUGGUAAGCAAAUUUUCGUGCCUACCAAACCUGUACCAAUCUUAUUAAAUCCAAAUCUUCUCGAGAAAAGAAAACUUUUCUCGCCUCUAACCUUUUUUCCUGAGCACUAAAAGAGAAAGAGAGAAACUAGAGACUAGAGAGAGAAACUAAUAUUUUACUAUGUAGAGGAUACGGGGAGAGAGAGGAGGUACAGAACAGAAGAUUAGAAAGAAGUGAAAGCAUGCUUUGUCGGCCAUUAGAGCUUCAAUGAAGAGCUCUCACCCAUCCCUUUGAUUCACCUAAAGAUACCUCACCAUCAUUGCCAUUCAAGACCGUGGGAUUUGUGUUCUUUUGCUUUGCUUUCCCAGAAAAACUUUCCCACAUACCAAACGCCAAAAAGGAUCUCUGAUUCAUUGCAUUUGAUUUCAUUCUUUUUUGUGGUUCAAAAGGCUUGUCCCUCAAAAAGGGUUUGAUUUUUUUUUUUCUUCUUCACAAAUCCUGCAUGAAUAUUGAAAGAUCCCAUCAUUCUUGGAAAAAGUUGGACCUGGGUUUUGUAUAUAUCGUCUUUCUAAUUCAUGAAAUUCCAUGGUUUUUGCUUUUGUCAUCAUCUCAAGGAAUCACAUGAAUGGUAGUGGAUUUUGCUGUUUUGGGUGUCUUUUUGUUGUGGGAGUGAUUAGAGUGAAGGACUCAGAGGUAUGUUAAAGCCUUGCUCUUUGUUGGGUUUUUGUAUUGUGUUACUGAAUUUCCUUCAAAUGGUUGAUUAAUCACUGUUUUGCAUUGAUCGUUUCUGUGAUACCCAUAAGUUCUGUUGGAAUUUCUGAAUUAUUGGGUUAUUUGAAUUGUUGAUUCAUCACUCCUUUGUGUGUGUGUUUGAAUUCCUUGGACCAUUAUAGCUGAAUUUUUGGGUUCUUUGAAAUGCUAGAUUCAUAACUCUUUUGUGCUGGUAUUUGACUAGAACAAAUACCCUUAGGCUGUUUGGUCAAAUGACUAGCUGCAUGGGUUCGUUUCAGAAAUACCGAUUUGGAUUUCUGAACUCUUAAUUCUUUAGGUUCCUACAAAUCAUUGAAUCAUCACACCCUACUGUCCCUAGUUAUGCAUUGGCCUUCUCAGGUGAUUGAAUUUUCAGGUUCAUUUUGGAAAUUUUAACCCGAUAUUGGAAUUAUGGAGUGCUUUGUCUUAGCCGGUGAAUGCUGGGGCCUUAAUUUGAUUUUUGACAUAGUAAUCUGAGUUGCUUAUACUUGUCAGUUUAUAGUGUAAUUUUGAUUUACUUGAGGCUCAUUAGGAUGCCUGGGGUUUUUGAAACAAGGAGAGUUUUUGUGAUGGGGUUUAUGGGGAUUUUAGUUGUUGCUGCUCUAAUGGUUUGCACUUCAGAGGGGUUAAAUUCGGAGGGGCUAUACCUUCUGGGGUUGAAGCGAAGCAUUCAAGAUAACUUUAACAAUCUGGGUAAUUGGAAUUCCAGUGAUCAGACACCAUGUGGAUGGAAGGGUGUGAAUUGCGCAUCCGGUUAUGAUCCGGUGGUGUCAUCUCUCAAUAUAAGUUCCAUGAAUCUUUCGGGGAUCUUAAGCCCUAGUAUUGGUGGUUUGGUCUACCUAACUUAUCUCAACAUUUCUUACAAUGGGUUUACUGGAAUUAUUCCCAAAGAGAUUGGGAACUGUUUGAAAUUGGAAAGACUUUAUUUGAACAAUAACAAGUUUGAUGGGCGAAUUCCUGCCGAAGUGGGUAAUAUGUCCUGUUUAACAGAGUUGAAUUUGUGCAAUAACAAGAUCUCUGGUCCCAUUCCAGAGGAGCUUGGAAAGAUUUCUUCACUGAUUGAAUUUGUGGCAUACACGAACAACCUAACGGGUUCAUUGCCUCGUUCUAUUGGGAAUCUCAAGAGUUUGACAACAUUUCGAGCAGGGCAGAAUUCAAUUUCCGGAAGCUUACCCACAGAAAUAGGUGGUUGUGAGAGGUUGGAAUAUCUUGGUCUGGCCCAAAAUAAUUUAGGAGGGAAUAUACCCAACGAGCUUGGUUUGCUUGGCAGCUUAAGAGAGCUAAUCCUUUGGGACAAUCAGUUGUCUGGUUUCAUCCCGAAGGAGCUUGGAAAUUGUACGAAUCUCCAGACUCUUGCUUUAUACCAGAACAACCUUGGAGGAGGAAUUCCUGUGGAGAUUGGGAGCCUCAAGUUUCUAAAGAAGUUGUACCUGUACAGGAAUGAAUUGAAUGGAACAAUUCCAAGAGAGAUUGGGAAUCUUUCUUUAGCUACAGAAAUUGAUUUCUCUGAGAAUUAUUUGACGGGAGAGAUUCCAACUGAGUUUAGUCAAAUAAAGGGUCUAAAGUUACUCUAUCUUUUCCAGAACAAGCUUAAAGGUGUUAUACCAAGCGAGUUUAGUGGGUUGAAGAACUUGACAAAGCUUGACCUCUCAAUCAAUUACCUCACAGGAGCUAUUCCAUUUGAAUUUCAGUAUCUACCUGAAAUGCUCCAGUUACAGCUUUUCGACAAUUCUCUGAGUGGUAGUAUUCCUCAAGGGCUCGGUUUAUACAGUAAACUGUGGGUGGUUGACUUUUCAGACAACAACCUAACAGGAAGCAUUCCUCCUCAUGUUUGUCAGCAUUCUAACUUGAUUUUUCUGAAUCUGGAGUCUAAUAAAUUGUUUGGAAAUAUUCCAACUGGGGUCAAAAACUGCCAAACAUUGGUGCAACUUCGUCUUAAUGGAAACAGGCUAACUGGGAGUUUCCCUACUGAGUUGUGCAAAUUGGUGAACCUUUCUGCUCUGGAACUGGGCCAAAACGAGUUCAUUGGUCCUAUUCCUCCGGAAAUUGGGUAUUGCCAAAAGUUGCAGAGGCUUGAUCUGUCAAACAAUUACUUUGCAUCUGAAUUGCCAAGGGAGAUUGGAAAUCUUUCGCAGUUGGUCACUUUUAAUAUGUCAUCAAAUUCGCUCACUGGACAGGUUCCCCCUGAAAUUCUUAACUGCAAGAUGCUUCAACGACUUGAUCUUAGCCAGAACAGUUUUGUAGACUCUAUACCAGAUGAGCUUGGUACCCUUUCACAGUUGGAGCUUCUGAUGCUUUCGGAAAAUAAUUUUUCUGGAAAUAUACCAUUGGCAUUGGGCAAUCUAUCUCAUCUGACUGAGUUGCAGAUGGGUGGCAACUCAUUUUCUGGUGAAAUUCCAUCUGAGUUGGGUGCUCUUACAAGCUUGCAGAUUGCGAUGAAUCUUAGUAAUAAUAAUCUUUCUGGCAGCAUUCCUCCUCAGUUGGGGAAUCUUAUUUUACUUGAAUUCCUCCUGCUCAACAACAAUCAUUUGAGUGGUGAAAUUCCAAGCACUUUUGAAAAUCUGUCAAGCUUGUUGGGUUGCAACUUCUCACAUAAUGAUCUUUCUGGACCUCUACCCUCGAUACCUUUGUUUCAGAACAUGGCCAUCAGCAGCUUUAUUGGAAACAAAGGGCUAUGUGGCAGGCCUCUGGGUGAUUGCAGUGGAACUUCAUCUUUUAGUCCGGAUCCACCUUUGAAAGGUGUUGAUGAACCUCGGGGUAAAAUCAUCACAAUAGUCGCAGCUGCUGUGGGUGGAGUUUCUCUUAUUCUGAUUGGAGUUAUUUUAUAUUUCAUGAGGCGUCCAGUUGAGAUUGUUGCCUCCUUGCAAGAUGAGGAGAUAUUGUCUUCAGUUUCGGAUAUCUAUUUUCGUCCUAAGGAGGGUUUCACUUUUGAAGAUCUGGUUGAGGCGACAAACAAUUUUCAUGACAGCUAUGUUGUUGGAAAAGGUGCUGUUGGGACAGUUUACAAGGCAGUUAUGCAUUCUGGACACACUAUUGCUGUUAAGAAGCUAGCAUCUAACAGAGAGGGGAACAACAUUGAAAGCAGUUUUCGAGCUGAGAUUUUAACCAUGGGAAAGAUUAGGCAUCGCAACAUUGUGAAGCUUUAUGGCUUUUGCUAUCACCAGGGCUCCAAUCUGCUACUUUAUGAGUACAUGCCAAGGGGUAGCUUAGGUGAAUUGCUUCAUGGGUCAUCUUGUAGCUUGGAGUGGCCAAAACGCUUUACGAUUGCUCUUGGAGCUGCUCAGGGCCUUGUUUAUCUACAUCACGACUGUAAGCCAAGGAUCAUUCACCGUGAUAUCAAGUCUAACAAUAUUCUACUUGAUGAAAACUUUGAAGCUCAUGUUGGUGAUUUUGGUUUGGCAAAGGUGAUUGACAUGCCUCAAUCAAAGUCAAUGUCUGCAGUUGCAGGAUCAUAUGGAUACAUAGCCCCUGAAUAUGCAUACACUAUGAAGGUUACAGAAAAAUGUGACAUUUAUAGCUAUGGGGUUGUUCUGUUGGAGUUGCUAACUGGAAGAACUCCCGUGCAGCCAGUAGAUCUUGGAGGUGAUCUUGUCACGUGGGUGAAGAAUUAUGUUCGAGAGCAUUCACUGACGUCUGGGAUAUUUGACAGCCGAUUAAAUCUAAAUGAUGAGAGUAUUAUCAAUCACAUGAUUGCUGUGUUAAAAAUUGCUCUAAUGUGCACGAGUAUGUCUCCUUUUGAUCGGCCAUCAAUGCGAGCAGUUGUGCUGAUGCUGAUCGAGUCAAAGGAGCUAGAAAGGAAUUUUAUUUCAUCUCCAGUUUAUGAUCUUCCUCUGAAAAAAGAUGAUGCCUUGUGAAUGUAUGUAACAGUUUCUUUCAUUAACUGGGAUGAUUUCUUACUGCUGAUUCUUCCUUGUAACUUUACUAUAAUUUGAAAUGAUAAAUAUCUUCAUGUGCA